Molossus molossus (Pallas's mastiff bat) is the source of this 2208-nucleotide messenger RNA. It is a transcript of the gene SLC38A11, whose product is annotated as solute carrier family 38 member 11. Lineage: Eukaryota; Metazoa; Chordata; Mammalia; Chiroptera; Molossidae. The record is from RefSeq and is a predicted model, not a curated record. Gene Ontology annotation, molecular function: amino acid transmembrane transporter activity. The transcript has 12 exons. Gene Ontology annotation, biological process: amino acid transmembrane transport. The coding region runs from base 81 to 1472 and encodes 463 amino acids.
GGUCGCGGAGGGGCUGGUCCUUCUAGACCGGGGGACCCAAGACCGCUGACCUUUCACCUGCUAAGGACCCGGGUGCGGCCAUGAGCUACCAGGGGCAGCAGCCCGUCAUCCCGACACAGAACCAUCUAGAUGACAAAGAGAUCCUCGUUUCUGAACAUAAGCAGGAAGAGAAAAGUGGUCGUCAGUCUGCUGCUAUUUUUAAUGUUGUCAACUCUAUUGUAGGAUCUGGUAUAAUAGGAUUGCCAUAUUCAAUGAAGCAAGCUGGCUUUCCUCUGGGAAUAUUGCUUUUUUUCUGGGUUUCAUUUGUUACAGACUUUUCCCUUGUUUUAUUGAUAAAAGGAGGGACUCUCUCUGGAACAGACUCUUACCAGUCUUUGGUCAAUAAAACCUUUGGCUUUCCAGGGUAUUGCCUCCUUUCUGUUCUACAGUUUUUGUAUCCUUUUAUAGCUAUGAUAAGUUACAACAUAGUAACCGGAGACACUUUGAGCAAAGUUUUCCAAAGAAUCCCAGGAAUUGAUCCUGGAAACGUGUUUAUUGGUCGCCACUUCAUUAUUGUGCUUUCCACGGUUGCCCUUACUCUGCCUUUGUCCUUGUACCGAGACAUAGCGAAGCUGGGAAAGAUCUCUUUUAUUUCCACAGUGUUAACAACGACGAUUGUUUGCUUCACAGUGGUAAGGGUGAUUUCGUUGAGUCCACACAUACCAAAAACAGAAGAUGCCUGGGUGUUUGCAAAACCCAAUGCCAUUCAGGCCAUUGGUGUCAUGUCAUUUGCAUUUAUUUGCCACCAUAACUGCUUCUUAGUUUAUGGUUCUUUGGAGGAACCCACCCUAGCUAAGUGGUCCCGCAUCAUCCAUGUGUCCAUCUUGAUUUCUGUAUUUAUCAGUAUUAUCUUUGCUCUAUGUGGAUACUUGACAUUUACUGGCUUCACCCAAGGAGACUUAUUUGAGAACUAUUGCAGAGAUGAUAACUUGAUAACAUUUGGAAGGUUUUGUUAUGGAGUCACUGUCAUUUUGACGUACCCCAUUGAAUGCUUUGUGACCAGAGAGGUAAUUGCCAAUGUAUUUUUUGGUGGGAAUGUUUCAUCAGUUUUCCACGUAAUCAUAACUGUGAUUAUCGUUACCAUAGCCACACUUGUGUCGUUGAUGAUUGACUGCCUUGGAAUAGUUUUAGAACUCAACGGUGUGAUCUGUGCAGCUCCCCUAAUUUUUAUCAUUCCAUCAGCAUGUUAUCUGAAGCUGUCUGAAGAACCCAGGACACUCUCCGAUAAGGUCAUGUCCUGUAUCAUGCUUCCCAUCGGUGCUCUGGUGAUGGUCAUUGGGUUUGUCCUGGCCGUGAAUAACCCUCAGGACUGCACACAUGGGCGGGAAAUGUUCUACUGCUUCCCUGACAAUGUGUCUCUCACGAACAUUUCAGUUUCUCACUUUCAACUGACAACUCAACUUUCGAUUCUAAACAUCAGCAUCUUUCAAUGAGUUGAUGGCUUUAAAAAGUAUGUACAUUUUCACAGACUUCUAAACCACAUAAUCACAUUCACACAUGUUUUAGUGGCUAUAUUAUAAAAGUAUUACCUUGGCAUUUAUUAAGACUUGGCUUUCUUUAUUCUUUAGCUCAAUAUAGAAGAUAAAGAGGAAAAGAAAAUCAAAUUCAUUUUAUCUUAAACAGAGAACAAAUGUUUUGUAAUCUUAGUUGCAGGAGGAAAGUGAAGACUGACAUUUGCUGUCAUCUUUCAGAGCGUUAUUUUUUAAUUUAAUAUAUGAGCCAAUAUAUUCUGCUUGUAAAUAAGUAGAUGAUUGUGGGUUGAAAUUUUGUAUAUAUCCUUUAUGAGACAAAACAACAACAACAAUUUUUGUCUUUCAAAGUCUAUGGAAUUGAAGGGGAGAGAAGGGAAACUGUAAAAAAGAGUAAAUAUUCCGAAAGCAAAGUAAAGCUCUGCAUUGUGAUUCCAACAGCAUCCCUUGUUUAGAGGGACGUGAAUCUCUGGAGGAAUGAGUAAGGUCCUUGCCAUGUUAAGAGCAUGAAUAAUAAACUAUGUACAGAGCCAGGUGUGUGAGGAAUCAAUAUACCUCCCAACUUUUGAUCCUGUGAGAAUACUAGGUAGAGCCAUUAAAUAAAGUAGAAAACAGGAGGGAAAAAACCCACAAGGUGUUCUGAGGUAGGACCCAAGAGAUCAUCUUGCAUCAGCUUUGGGCCUGUUGAAUUUGAAGUGCU